Messenger RNA from Umbelopsis ramanniana AG, 1977 nucleotides. RefSeq lists its product as uncharacterized. Gene Ontology annotation, molecular function: transmembrane transporter activity. Lineage: Eukaryota; Fungi; Mucoromycota; Umbelopsidomycetes; Umbelopsidales; Umbelopsidaceae. The transcript has a single exon. The record is from RefSeq and is a predicted model, not a curated record. Gene Ontology annotation, biological process: transmembrane transport. Bases 215 to 1765 code for a protein of 516 amino acids.
CACAUUUUUAUUGAUCGUAUAAUAGAUGAGGUAAAUUACUUUGGAAACACAUAUAUAUAAUACAGUUCUCUGCGCUUCCAGCACAUCAACACCUCUUUCAAGCACACAAGCUACUGUAGAGCUACUAGAGAUAGAUCUACCAAAGACAGAACAAGACACAAAUGCGCCAGAUCAAGACAUAGAAAACCCUGAAGGCAUUUUGCAUCAGGGACAGAUGGACACUAGCCAUCUACCUAAACGAAUUCUAAUUCCUUUAUGUCUCUCUCUGUGUCUUUGCCUUUUCAUGGCCUCUCUGGAUCAGACUAUUGUUACCGUAGCAUUACCCCGCAUCGCAUCAGACUUUAAUGCUCUCGCAGACAUCUCGUGGGUUGGAUCAGCGUUUCUCAUCACAUCAACGGCGUUUCAAGGCUUAUAUGGCAAAUGCUCAACCAUCUUUGGUUAUAAAAUCAUGAUUCUCUUUGCCAUGUUUUUCUUCCUUGUGGGUAGUUUGAUUUGCGCAUUGUCAACCGGUAUUGUUAUGCUCAUUAUCGGUAGAGCCAUUGCAGGUAUUGGAGGUGCCGGUAUGCAAUCUAUGUGUCAAAUUAUCAUAGCUGUGGUUUGCCCUAUUCAAGAUAGAAGUCUAUACCAAGGUAUCCUUGGAGCCGCUUAUAUGGUUGGCACUACCAUUGGACCUCUUAUCGGAGGAGCAUUCACCGAUCAUCUUAACUGGCGCUGGGCUUUUUAUAUCAAUCUUCCAAUUGGUGCUGUGGCUGCUAUUGCCGUCACUUCUGUGCUUCGCCAUCAACCGGCACCAGACACAACAUGGAAAGAAAGAUUUGCUCGCAUCGACUAUCUAGGUACUCUUCUACUUCUAGGAUGGGUUGUUGCCUUUUUGCUUCCUCUUUCAUGGGGUGGCAGCACCUAUCCCUGGAAUUCGGCCGUUAUCAUAAGUCUCUUUUGUGUUUUCGGCAUCCUAUUUGUCGUCUUCGUCCUUGUACAGUGGAAGUACUCUAAGGAACCUCUCAUGCCAGCUCACAUCUUUACCGUCCACCGCAAUCCUCCGUUGAUUUUUGCAGCAAGUAUCUUAUCUGGAAUGUGCAUCUUGGGGAUAAUGUACUAUGUACCCAUUUUAUUCCAAGAAGGAAUGGGCAACUCUGCAACUAUAGCUGGUGUCAAGUUUAUUCCCUUCAUGGUAACUAUUAUCAUUUCCAGCGUCACUGCUGGUGUGGUAAUUAAUGUUUUCUUGGUAUACCGUCCCGUCAUAUGUUUGGGAGGUGUAUUAGCAACUACUGGUGCCGGAUUGAUGACUCUUUGGACUCGUGAUUCCAACGUUGGCACACAGAUUGGAUUUCUGAUUGUCUGUGGAUUUGGUUUGGGUUGGUUCCUACAAGGUAUCAUUAUCAGCGCUCAAGCUGCCAGUCGCAAGGAAGAUCUACCGGUAACUACAGGACUGAUCAGUUUCUGCCGUUCCCUCGGAGGAGCCAUCGGCGUUACUGUUUUUGGCACAGUGUUCAACAAUGCAUUGCUCAAGACGCUUCCCGAGGAUGUACCAGAUGUUAGCGAAACUAUCGUGGCUGCAGCAUUGGUUCAAAACCAAUCCAUCUUGUCAACCCUCUCAGAUGCAACUAAAAAUGCUAUUGCCGAUGCGAAUGUUGAUGCUUUACGUUACGUAUUUUAUGCAAUCAUUGCAUUGAUGGGAGCUUCUACUCUAUUGGGAUUUGCCACCGGUCAUGUCCAGCUUACUAAAGAGGAACUCGAACUCAUACAAGAAACUGAAGAAGCGUAAAAUAAGAAUGCCCUAAUGGCAGUAACUCUUACAUCAAUCACCCAUAAUUUAAUUAUAUAUUUAAUAUACAAUGUACUCUUCUCAAGCCUAACUUUACAGACGGGUGUAGAACUGUGAUUUUUUGUGUAUAGAAGCACUGUUUUGUUGGUCAAAAAAAUCGGAAAAUAGAGUCGGGUUGUUGCCUCUCUUUGAAACGAGCAUAUAACCUGCAC